Canariomyces notabilis is the source of this 1341-nucleotide messenger RNA. RefSeq lists its product as uncharacterized. The transcript is spliced from 4 exons. NCBI's taxonomy places the organism in Eukaryota, Fungi, Ascomycota, Sordariomycetes, Sordariales, Chaetomiaceae. Gene Ontology annotation, molecular function: protein binding. The record is from RefSeq and is a predicted model, not a curated record. The coding region runs from base 155 to 1048 and encodes 297 amino acids.
CACGAUCGGUGAGCAUGUGAAAUGCAAGCAUUGAUGUUGAUAAAUCGUGGGGCAUUGUUUGUACCGAAGAGAGAACUGAAGAUAAAGAAUUCUCUAGGCACAAAGGGCACAACACUGUUCCUUAACUCGCAAAGCCUCAUCCACUUCCAUUACCAUGGCAAUCAAUGACGACAAGGCCGAGGCUCGGGCAACUACGGAUUCUGGACGACCGUCGAAGCAAGCCAAUGAUGACGAUGCAGACGAGGGUGCCCAGCUGGAGAGGUUCUCCCCCGAGGACGAGGCGUCCAUGGUAGCCGAGUCCAAUUUGCACAAGACCGAAGCGAACGCGCUCUUCUCAUCAGGCAAAUACGAUGCUGCGAUCACCAAGUACGACGAGGCCCUUGCUGUGUGCCCAAACUACCUGGACUACGAACUGGCCGUUCUGCGAUCCAACAUUGCCGCGUGCCAUCUGAAGCUAGAAGAAUGGAAGGAAGCCGUCAACAACGCCACUACUGCGCUCGACUGCCUCGACCGCCUGGAGAAGCAGAGCAACGACGAUAAGAAGAGCAAGGCUGAAGAGUCAAUGCCUACCAAAGACGAUUCUACCGAGGCGGAGGAGGAAAUUGUCAGUGCUGGCGCCGCCAAGGCAGGGCCGGCGGUCCAAUCCGAGUCCGACAGCGCCUCAAAAUUGGCGGCCCGGCGAAAGCGUCAAGAGGAUAUUGCCAGGAUAAGAUCCAAGGCGCUGAUGCGACGCGCGCGCGCGAGGAGCGAGCUAGGCGGCUGGUCGAACCUGGAGGGCGCAAUCGAGGACUACAAGCGAUUGGCGGGCAUGGGGAAUCUCUCGCCGGCUGAUAGGAAGAUUGUCCAGGCGCAGCUCUGGGCAUUGCCGCCUCGUGCCAAGGAAGCUCAGGAAAAGGAGACAGCCGAGAUGUGGGCCAAACUCAAGGACCUGGGCAACGGGCUGCUCAAGCCGUUCGGGCUGAGUACGGACAGUUUCAAGAUGGUCAAGGAUGAGAAGACGGGGGGUUACAGCAUGAGCUUUCAGGGCGGGGGCGGGAGCAAGACGUAAGGUUGUAUGUUUGGCCAGCCAUGGCAUGCUCUAGAGGCCCUUGGCCCGUUCUCAGAGCCUGCCCGUAUAUCAGAGUUGCAGACAUAGGGAGCGUGAUGUACCUAUAGGGUGUGCUAGCCAAUGGUUUGGUAGCCGCAUCCACCGACACUGCGCGGUCUACCGCAAAUACCUACUCGAUAGAAGGAAACGCUAGAAUCGGCGCUACUGCAGCCAGGCCUCCGACCAUUCAACGACAGCCAACCAAGAGCCGGAGAGAGCUUGGCAGAGCAGUCGCGCAGAAUCUAGAUGUCGCU